AAUAUAAGUACAAGUUUACUCUUGUGUAAUCUACAAUUCUUCACCAAAAUUAUCCAACCAAUCUUUCAAACAAACCAACAACUCCACAACAUAGUACGAGUCUAACUAUAUCGUCUAUCAUCAUUUAGUUUUCAUGUAUGAAUCCUAUAACUUGUUCAAAUGUUUGAAAGUAUCAACUCGAUUACUCUUCUUAUGACAAUACCUUCCAGGUAAGCUAGGUAGAUAAAAUAAAACUGAUUUUUCCCCCUAAUCUUUGUCUUUUAACUUGGUUAAAUUACAUUCUAAUUUUGGCAUUAAUGCUAAAGAUCGUUUGCCCCUUGCUAUUCGCUUCACAAUUUCUCUCUCCUCUCUGUCUUUCUCUCUCUAAAUCUUUUUUAAUUUUGUAGAAUUUUCUCAAUAUUUUUUUUGCGUUCAAUCUUAUUUAUUGAAAAUUUGAUAUCUAUAUACCCCAGAAAGAAAUCAAACCGAAUCCCUCUUCCAAUUUCAAAUCAUAUAAACAGGGUAAUAUUUCCUGUUGGAAGAGAGGAGCUAGAAUUUGAAGGUUUUGUAGUAAUAUUAUUGAAAAAGAUGUUGACAGUUUGAAAUUCGUUAAAAAGACAAAAAUGGCUGCCAAAAACAUUGCAAUGUUUUCUGAUACAAAAAGCCGAAGGUCAUGUAUUUGCAGUGUUUUUCAAGCAGCUGCUGCAGUUGUCCUAAUUUACUUGAUAGGGAGUGUUUUUAUUCUACCAGUUUACAGACAGGAUACUCCAAAAAUGGGGCUUGCUGGAAGUAUGGACCUAUUACUAGGCAAUAGAUGUGAGAAUCAGUGCAGACCUCGUGGAAGCGAGUCAUUGCCUCAAGGUAUUGUUGCAAAGAAUUCUAAUUUGGAAAUGAGACCACUAUGGGGCCUUCCAGAGAAAAGUAACUCAUCACUGAGUUUGCUGGCAGUUGCUGUUGGGAUUAAGCAAAAACAACUUGUGAAUGCAAUGGUUAGCAAGUUUCUCUCGACGGGUUUUUCUGUGAUGCUUUUCCAUUACGAUGGUAAUCUUGAUCAAUGGAAGGAUUUUACGUGGAAUGAUCGGGUCAUACACAUAUCUGCAAUCAAUCAAACUAAAUGGUGGUUUGCAAAGCGAUUCAUGCAUCCAGAUGUAGUUGCUGCCUAUGAAUAUGUUUUUCUCUGGGAUGAAGAUAUUGGAGUAGACUAUUUUGAUCCUUUAAGGUAUGUAUCCAUCGUUAAAGAGGAGGGUCUUGAAAUCUCCCAGCCAGCACUUGAUGGUAACAGAUCAGAGGUGCAUCACCAGAUUACAUCUCGGGGAAGGAGAGGAAAAGUUCACAGGAGAACAUACAAGCAUAAUGAAUGCGAUGAAGACAGUUCUGGUCCUCCUUGUACAGGGUGGAUAGAAGUCAUGGCUCCAGUGUUCUCUCGAGCAGCAUGGCGUUGUGUAUGGUACAUGAUUCAGAAUGACUUGAUCCAUGCUUGGGGUUUGGACAUGCAGCUGGGAUAUUGUGCCCAGGGAGAUCGAACCAAAAAAAUUGGGGUUGUAGAUGCUGAGUAUGUGAUACAUUACGGCCUACCUACACUAGGGGAGCCACUAGGAAAAAAGCCUCAACUCCAUGUGCUUGACAAGCGGGUUGAAGUGAGGAGACAGUCUUACAACGAAUACAAGGUCUUCAGAAGGCGAUGGGAUAAAGCUGCCCUAACCGAUGAAUGCUGGACAAAUCCCUAUCCACAACCAUUGAAACCAAUCUCUCGGUAACAGGUACACAACACCGAAAGACUUUAUAUACACAGAUUAAGGACAUAAUAGUUGUUUAUAGAUAGCAUUUACAGAAAUGAAGUCUGCUAAAUACCAAACUAUGAAAGAACAUUUUUGUACAGAAGAGUUGUAUACAAUGUAUAACAAUAGUCAAAAUAUAUUUAGUUAUUUGUAAGCUUGUCUGGGUUUGAGUUAUGUGCCAUACUUGGCCUGGCUUGUAUAUAAAUACGAAUUAUAAAGUAUUAAGUAUACAACUAUAGUCUAUACAUGAUAUGAUUCUAUCAUGCCAAAGAAAAGUUGUGUAUUUUGGUCAUGUUUGGUUGAUCUAGUGGCAUCUACCAUUUUCGUCUUUUUGGAGUCAUGUUGUUUUUAUUAUUAUUAUCCGUGUAUAACCUUUAGUUAUGGACCCUUAUGAUAGAUCCCUAUAAAAAGAUAAGUUGUUGAUUUAUUUACGGUUAUGACUUUGAUAUAUCAAGGAGAUUAUUGGUA
This is a messenger RNA of Chenopodium quinoa (quinoa), 2225 nucleotides long. RefSeq lists its product as uncharacterized. The transcript is spliced from 15 exons. The coding region runs from base 603 to 1736 and encodes 377 amino acids. NCBI's taxonomy places the organism in Eukaryota, Viridiplantae, Streptophyta, Magnoliopsida, Caryophyllales, Amaranthaceae. The record is from RefSeq and is a predicted model, not a curated record.